AUGAAUUUCAUCAAGAAGAGCCUGUGCAGCAACGAAUUCGGUGGAAAUGGCGCAGAUCCAACCGACGGUAUAACCGUAAGGAUUCGACAUGUUUUGGACGCGGAUAAGGAGGCGCCAGUUGCUGGUGGUAGCCUUGUAGCAUGGAACGGUCUCAAGAUGAGGGGUCCCAAGGAGCAGUUCAUGGGCGGCUAA
Messenger RNA from Colletotrichum spaethianum, 192 nucleotides. RefSeq lists its product as uncharacterized. The record is from RefSeq and is a predicted model, not a curated record. Lineage: Eukaryota; Fungi; Ascomycota; Sordariomycetes; Glomerellales; Glomerellaceae. The transcript has a single exon. The coding region runs from base 1 to 192 and encodes 63 amino acids.